CUGCCAUUCUUGAGUUGAUAGACAGAUAUUCAUGGCUGACCCAGCCUCGUUGCAAGUCUUCUCGCAUGACAUCCUUCCGAAAACAUCGGAAUGGCACUUCCGCGAUUCCAUUGAGAUUCCGAGGGAUCUCGGACAAUACUGCAAGACCAAUUCAGCAAUCGAGUUCAAGCAAGAUGGCCAAGAUGUCUCCUUCUGCGUCUUGGUCUCCGCUGGGUGUUCACAUAUUGCCGCGGUCGAGGUAUACCCGUUGGACAAGAGCAUAAAGGUCACUUCGUUUCACUCCAAGGAUGGCCUCAAGCCAAAAUGGACCGUAACACACCAUGGCAGAGAAGGGGAAUUUCCCACAUCGCAAUCGACCAGCCGGUACGAUACAGAUCACAUGGAUGGCGGCAUCACCGAAGAUGGGGAAGCUGUCCUUCUUGUCUACAGACCUAGAGGUGGAGCUACCGUGGCAUAUCUCGUCAAUGCAGAUGGAUUCACUUUGAGAAAACCACCCUCCGACACAGCCCUAAGAUAUUCGACACCCAAUGGGAGCCUGUCCGAGGAUAGCGAAUACCUGUUCUACACUCGAGAUGGGACUCCUUGGGGCAAGAGUGGAGAGGCCAAGGUUGUCGAAGCAUACUCGAUCCGACAUCUUGCUCGUAUGAGAGCUGUGACCUUUGCCUUUGGCGAUGGUCAGCACUUGAGAAAUACAUGUCUUCAUCGCCCACUCAGGGUCCGUGGCACAAUCUACAUGGGCAUCAACACCUCUGACUUUGGAGGCGAGGGCAUUGGACGAGGCAGCCCUCCAUUGAUUGUGUCGUCCGAUAAAAAGCUGCACUGGAAUUUCGACGAAAUCGAUAUCAUGCGAUCGGGUUCGAAUAUCUCCAUCUCGCCGGACGAUUCGUCAAUGUUCUAUAUCGGGGCCGAUUCAGCUAUGCUAUACCACUGGGACCUCAGAAAUCCGUCUUUGAAACCACUAGGCAGCGUAAGACUUCCGGGUGUGGAGUACAGUCAAUAUCGGAAAUGGGUCAUACAUGGCAAGGAAACAUCCAUCAAGGACGCCAUCGCCGAACAGACUCAUGCCGUCCGGUUCUCUUCCAACAGCAAAGUUAUCACGGUCGUCACACUGAACAACAAAGAGUUGGUCAUCAAUGCCUUACUAGCUUUCAACCUUCAAGUAAUCUUCCAUGAAAAGGUCGCACAUCCACUAAGACCAUCCUUAAGCGGGCUUCCCGAACCCAACCCGCUCCCACAAUGGACACAACUUCUUCCUUUGCGCAUUGGAUUUAAUGAUGACACCGGGCUCACUAUAUUUGCGAUGUACCCUGCGGACAUCACAAGAACUCCAAACGGCUUACUCCGUCUUUGGGGUGUCUCUGGUAUCUUAAUCUCCCUACCGAAGGCUUUGGAGAAAAUCAAGAUGGUAGAGGACUACUUCGAUUCGAGCGCUGAUAGACUGUUAAAGCUGGUCAAGGCUGUGGACAAUAAAGAAGUGAAUCCUGUGUGCCGCUUUGGCUGGAAGCCUGGAGUCGUAGACCGCAACGACCCAGAUGCGUUUGAAUUGGAGCAUGGACAGUUACCGAACCCCACAUCUUUGGAGCAAAUGUGGCAGCAAGACUUCUAUGAGAAGGUGUUUGCUCAGCCUGGGUCCUCGGUGAGAAUGAACUCAAGCCCAGAGCUUUGGCGAUUCUUCCUCCCUCAAUUAUUCAGUUUUACGUACCCAUGGAACCAGGCACAAAGAGUCAGCGUUUUCGGCGUAGUCAUGAAAAAUGAGUAUCAUCUCAUUGUAAUUGGUCCCUCGCCAAUUUCCCCCGAGCAGACUGUCAUUCGAGCACUUUAUGCCACGGAUAUCAAGAUUUCCGGGGACGGAAAGGAACAGAUAGAAUUAUACAAGAGCUACCCAAAUUUCUUCCUCCGCGUUUCCUACCUGGGGGAUCGGCCUGGAGGCUACUCUGGCGCGCCGAUGCCUAUUCCAAGAUGGACAAUCAUAUCCCCCCAUUUUCUUGAAGAAGAUGCCUGGUAUGAUACCUUCAUUAUCCACCGAGGAGCCCACGUCACCAUGCCCAGUAAUUGGAGUCAAACACCAAACCCUGCGUUGAUGAGUACGGCGAAUUACUAUGCUUACUUUAAACCAUAUACGUUCGUUGUCCAAGACAACGCUAACUAUGGCCAUCGCGAUCGCUCUGCAUAUGUCCUUCCCAAGUAUCUUCUUUGGCGAGAGUACGGUCUCCGUGGACUCCGCAAAGGCAAUCCAAAUGAUAUCUUCUUUGGCGGAGGCCGCUUUGCUGAUAGUGUGGGCUCCUAUUUGCAGAUCUACAAAGACCAAACAUAUGACGACACAAAUCCUCUUUAUCCAGGAAUAUUUGCCUUGGCUUGCAAUGCGGACCAUAGAGCCCAGAAAACGCAGCAUGUUGACGCGUUCUUCCGCAGGUUACAUCAAGACGACCGGUGCCUUCUUGAGAACUCCCAUGCAGUAAGCCAUACACUUCCGCUCGCGUGCAGAACUCGUCCAAUUGCAACCCUCUCCUUCAUGCGGCAUGUUGCGCUAUUUCAAUUCAAGGUUAAUAAUAUCGGUCCUGUUGCAGUGAAAAAUGGCGCCACUCAAUCGAAGGUGGCUCGAUAUGAUGGUAAAUGGGGGGUUUUUUACCAUAGCCUUGGUGACCUAAAGAACAUGAUCCAGAAUGUGUGGAAGAAUUUGUACGGGAUUCAAGCAGAGCCGAAUAGCAGCCAUGUGACGCUGCCAUUGCCCGGCUUCUGCUCAUUCACUCAUAAACUAUAUAGACCUCCUCCCGUUUCCGCAUCUCCAUUCAACGACCGCGAUGAUUCGUUUUGGGAGUUUGUCCGUGCUACAAUGCCCACAACCGAAGAUGAUAAAUUUCCCAGAUGGGAGGUUUGGAUUCACAGUGCUGUAAAGAAGAGCGGAAGAGGGCCAUCGAGCCCAUUCACACGACUGGUAGAAGAGAUCCUCGACAUGAAAGAUAGAGAGACUCAACUCUCGUUCUUGAGAGUUAUAUGGCUGGAGAAGCUUCUCGCUUGGAAGAUGCGGACAUUUGGACUGUGGCUCUAUCUGACGAGGACUGCCCUUCCUAUGCUAGUUCUCUUCUCGGUUCACCUUACAAUCGCCGUUCUACUGACUGCAGGGGGUGAUUACGACACCAAACGCAUACCUGGGUCAAUUAUCCUUCUAGCCGUAGUCGAGGCUUUGGUGGCAUGCUUUGUCCUCUCUGUUAAGCUCCGUCAACUAUAUCGCGUUCCACAACUCUUCUUCGGAUCCUUCUUCAACUACAUUGAUGCCACUGCCGUAUCCCUAGGCCUCACAACCUUCUUCCUCGUUGUAUCGAAGAAGGCUCCCUCUCGGUCCUUCCUAGGCUUCUCUACACUGUUAAUCUGGAUCGCCAGCAUUCUUAUGCUGAGGAUAUAUCGGCCUCUUGGCAUGCUACUCUUGCUACUGACGGAAACCUUUCAGGAAGUAUUCUCGUUUCUAGCUCUACUCUUCUUCAUCAUCUUAGGCUUUGCGUUCGUGCCCUUCCUCCUACUCCGAAACCUCAACAUAGACCAACCCACAGACAAUCCCUUCUCAACCUUUCCCCUCGCGUUCGGCCAAAUGCUGAAUUUCAUAUCAUCGGACUAUGGAGCGUUAGAGCCGUAUCAAUCAUCGUCGACUUCCAUCAGAACCCUGCGAGCGCUCUAUAUCGUCAUCAUCACCAUCUUCUUCCUAAACACCCUAAUCGCGAUGCUAAAUCUCAAGAUCAAACGCGCAGACAAGAACGCCGAAAAUCUCUACCACCUACAGAUGGCUUCCCUACAAGUUGAGAUUGAGCUGGGCCUAUUGUCGGCCUCGGAACGAUCCCGUCGUGAUUGGUUCCCUGAAUGGUUUUCGUACUCAAUGACGGAAACCGAGAAACGUGUCUGGAACGACUACUUGGAGAAGAAUCCGCUAAAGUGGACCGAGGAAAAUAGUUUUGGUGAAGAUAAAGAUCAUGCACCGCUUGUGCCGGUUGAGCAGCCUCCGAAAACACAGGUUGAUGCUCGGAGUACUACUACAGCUGGACAGAGUUCAUCUACGGUAAGCAGAAGGAAUACGAAACUAUCAGAGCCCCUUCCACAAUCAGGUGGUGGUUCAGUAGAGGUCGGGCAGCAACAAGAAACCAUUCCUAUCUCGGCCUCACAAACUCCGACUGCCUCUUCCUUUUCAUCGACGAGGCCGACUCCUAAUCCAGCGCCUCCUCCACAAGGUAAUGAUUCAGAACCACUGCUGCAAUCGCAAUCACCCCCAGAAGCCUCAACCCCUGCACCUCCGCAAAAUUCGAAACCCACAUCAGCCACAGAACAUCCGUGUAAGAUUUGCGCCCAACCUGGACACUUAUGCACAAGCUGUAGGCUAGUAGCAUAUUGUUCCAAAGAGCAUCAGAAACAGGAUUGGAAAGCCCACAAGAAAGACUGUAAGGGAAAGGGAAAAGUGUGA
Lindgomyces ingoldianus is the source of this 4447-nucleotide messenger RNA. RefSeq lists its product as uncharacterized. Gene Ontology annotation, biological process: calcium ion import across plasma membrane. The record is from RefSeq and is a predicted model, not a curated record. Gene Ontology annotation, cellular component: membrane. The transcript is spliced from 3 exons. NCBI's taxonomy places the organism in Eukaryota, Fungi, Ascomycota, Dothideomycetes, Pleosporales, Lindgomycetaceae. Gene Ontology annotation, molecular function: monoatomic ion channel activity. The coding region runs from base 32 to 4447 and encodes 1471 amino acids.